Molecule: messenger RNA, 858 nt
Organism: Lindgomyces ingoldianus
Lineage: Eukaryota; Fungi; Ascomycota; Dothideomycetes; Pleosporales; Lindgomycetaceae
Product: 10 kDa heat shock protein, mitochondrial
Exons: 4
Coding region: 292-606 (104 amino acids)
Cellular component (GO): mitochondrial matrix
Molecular function (GO): protein folding chaperone; protein-folding chaperone binding; metal ion binding
Source: RefSeq, a predicted model, not a curated record
CACACUUCCGAAGCCUUGGUGCAAGAAAACACAAUAGUCCACGAAGAAAGUGUGGAGAGGAACGAGCGUGUAAAUGGCCAAAACUAAUUGAUCCGAGGUUGAUGCUCAGAGCUUGACCAUCCCUGCAGGCGCACAGACCAACCCAGAAAGUUCGAGAUCAUCUGGAAAACUUCAUCUCCAAUUCGAAUCUCCUCACCAAUUCCUCAGUAUACCCUGACCCUGCAGCUCCUUUCCCUCAGCAGCCCUUUAAAUCUAUCCUCUACAAAAAUCCUCACAUCUCCUCCUCUCAAAAUGUCCACCGCCCUCAAAUCCGUCCGCUCCAUCGCCCCUCUCCUAGACCGCAUUCUCGUCCAGCGCAUAAAAGCCGAUACUAAGACCGCGGGCGGCAUCUUCCUGCCCGAGAGCUCCGUCAAGGAAUUGAACGAGGCGAAGGUAUUGGCCGUGGGUCCCGGUGCCAUGAACAAGGAUGGGCAGAGGAUUGCGCCGAGUGUGCAGCCGGGAGACAAGGUUUUGAUUCCACAGUUCGGUGGCAGCCCCAUCAAAGUCGGCGAUGAGGAGUACUCCCUCUUCCGCGACCACGAACUCCUGGCCAAGAUCAACGAGUAAACGCAUUCUCGCUUCUGAACUAGACGUUGGCCGACCUCCCACUGUAUCUUACCUGUAACACCACGAACCUCACGCCAAACCACAAGCCCAUUUAUGACACGCUAGCAUCCCCCGCCGGCGUUCCCUUGGUAUCAUCCUCGGCAUCUGAUUUUGAAAGCGUAUUGAGUUCUCUAAAUGUAGCUACAACCGCAAGAUAGGGAGGAGGUCUGAAUAAUAAAAAAAAGAAAUCUCCGCUCUCUUAAGCUUCUGUAA